Messenger RNA from Pogonomyrmex barbatus (red harvester ant), 1968 nucleotides. It is a transcript of the gene Ns1, whose product is annotated as Nucleostemin 1. Gene Ontology annotation, cellular component: nucleolus. The record is from RefSeq and is a predicted model, not a curated record. NCBI's taxonomy places the organism in Eukaryota, Metazoa, Arthropoda, Insecta, Hymenoptera, Formicidae. Gene Ontology annotation, molecular function: GTP binding.
AAUGGUGGGAGUUUCCACUUCAUUCGGUUCGAUUGAGCACGCGUGAUUGUUUCGAACGUAAUCAUUAUUGUAAAAACUUUGCGAUUGUUUAGUGGUAGUAUAAUUAAUAGAAAAUAUGAAAAUUCGUAAAAAGGAAAGCAAGCGCGUGCAGGCGCGGAAGAGGUACAAGAUUGAGAAAAAAGUUCGCGAACAUAAUCGAAAAAUGAAGAAAGAAGCUAAAAAGCAUCCCAAAAAAAAAUCCAAGGUAAUGGAAGUACCAAAUCAGUGUCCUUUUAAAGAAGAUAUAUUGAAGGAAGUAGAGGCGAUGAGGAAACAACAGGAAGAGGAAAAACGGAAGCAGAAGGAGGCAGCACGUGAAAGAAAACGUGAGCAAUUUGCCAAAGAUGGUCUCCAAGGAUUGGUCAAUCAAGCUGAGAAAAAACAAUUAGCAUAUAAAUCCAUGGAAAUAGAUUCUGUACAAGAUCAAAUGAAAAGUGCCGUUGUUAAGCAAGAGCACUCACUUAAAGCUUAUUAUAAAGAAUUCAAAAAGGUCUUAGAUUCAGCUGAUGUUAUUCUUGAGAUUGUGGAUGCUCGUGAUCCAUUAGGAACACGAUGUAAAGAGGUAGAAGAAACAGUGCGAUCAGCAAAGGGAAACAAAAGACUGGUGUUGGUUUUAAAUAAGGCUGAUUUAAUCCCUAGAGAAAAUUUAGAUCAAUGGUUGAAAUAUUUGAGGACCAGUUUACCUGCGGUGGCAUUUAAGUCAUCCACGCAAAAUCAAGCAAAUCGAUUAGGUAGAAAAAAACUAGGAAAGAAAACGGAAUCCAUGAUACAAAGCAAUACCUGCUUUGGGGCAGAAUUACUUCUAUCAUUGCUUGGCAAUUAUUGCAGAAACGCUAAUAAUAUGAAAACAAGUAUCAGAGUAGGUGUUGUUGGUUUACCAAACGUAGGCAAAUCUAGCGUUAUUAAUUCUUUAAAACGCAGCAAAGCGUGUAACGUGGGAAAUUUACCAGGAAUAACAAAAACGAUGCAAACUGUUCAAUUAGAUUCUAAAAUAAAAUUAUUAGAUUCUCCUGGUAUAGUGUUUGCUACCUCGGAUGAAAAUUCUGAUGACACAUCCAUAGCUCUCAAAAAUGCAAUAAAAAUUCAAGCAUUGAAAGAUCCUUUUGCGCCAGCAAGUGCGAUUCUGAAAAGAAUUUCGCGACAACAGAUAAUGGAGUUGUACAAUAUGCAAGAUUUUUCAACGCCAGAUGAAUUUUUUGCAAUGAAAGCAGCGCGAAUGGGAAAAUAUAAAAGAGGUGGGGUGCCUGAUGUGACUGCCGCCGCACGUAGUAUUAUUGAGGAUUGGAACUCUGGAAAAAUCAGAUAUUAUACAGUACCGCCUGAACAACCGGUAUGUCAUAUAUCCGCUGAGAUCGUCAAUGAAAUGGCUAAAGAAUUUGAUAUCGAAAGUUUCGCUGCAGAAGAAAAAAUGAUGCUUGAUAAUUUCACGAUAGAUUCGACAAAUAACGAUGUAGAUUCCACAUUAAUUGAUAGUACGGGCCCUGUGACGAUGGCAAUGAAAAUCGAAAUGCAAAAAGAAACGGAAUACAAAGUGCAAAAGAAAUUAAAGAAGAAAUUACAACGCACAAAGAAAGAAGUGCCUGAAGAAAGAAAGAAGAAAACAGAUCCACUUUUCGAGAUUGAAGGCAAUCAGAAAUUGAACAAACUUAGGAAACUUCAAUACAAGAGAAAAAAAGAAAAAGCGAGAAGAGAAAAAGCUGCUAAUAAGCUAGCAGGACAACUUGAAGAAUUUAAAUUAAGCUCCAAUGAUUAUGACUUUAACACAGAUUUUACAACUGUAUAGAUUACGUCAUUAUUAAUAUUUUUUUUUCUAUGUGUCACAAAUGUAUACAUAUAUGAUAAGUGUGUCAUAUAUUACUACAUUUACAAAUAGUACACACAUAUACAUGUAACACAUGUAAAUAAUAAAAAUUAUUCCGGUGUAUAAAA